GACCCAACUAAAGACACGGAGUGGAAUGACAUCCUACGCAAGAAAGGUAUCCUUCCUCCGAAGGAAGACCUGGAGGAAAAGGAGCGUGCAAAGGAAGAGGAACAGUUUGCCAUCCUUCAGAAGUCUCUCGUGAAAACAUAUGAGGACAUGACUCUGGAAGAGCUAGAAGAGAAUGAAGAUGAGUUUAAUGAGGAAGAUGAGAGAGCUAUUGAAAUGUACAGGCAGCAAAGGUUAGCAGAAAUGAAAGCAGCUCAAAUGAAGAACAAAUUUGGGGAAGUUUUGGAGAUUUCAGGAAAAGAUUACGUUCAAGAGGUUACAAAAGCUGGAAAAGGUAUUUGGGUAGUCCUGCACCUCUACAAACAGGGAAUUCCACUGUGUGCCUUAAUAAACCAACAUAUGAGUGGGCUUGCAAAAAAGUUCAGAGAUGUGAAAUUCAUCAAAGCUAUUUCUACCACCUGCAUUCCCAAUUACCCUGAUAAGAACCUGCCCACGAUAUUUGUCUACCUGGAGGGAGACAUCAAAGCUCAGUUCAUUGGGCCUUUGGUGUUCGGUGGCAUGAACCUGACAAGGGAUGAAUUGGAGUGGAAGAUUUCAGAGUCGGGUGCCAUCAAGACAGACCUCGAGGAGAACCCCAGGAAGCAGAUCCAGGACCAGCUCAUGUCCUCAAUUAGGUCAUGUGUGCCAGCCAGAGGGGAGAGUGACUCAGAGGAUGACUAACUCCUGCGACUGCAUCAAGAUCAAUGCAGUAAACUUGCAGCCAGUGUUCCCCCCUUGAGCACUGCAGACACUCCUCCAGACCUUGCUGAGCCCCAGAAGGGGAGCAUUUCAUGAUACUAAUUUAUCUAGAAACUUCUAGAAACUAAAAGAAGUUUCUGUUUUUUAAAAAAACAUUUGUUGCAGCUUCACUUAAGAUGCUGAAAGACAUUUUGUAUUAGGAAGCCUUGAGUACAUUUUACUCAAACUUUUAAAAUACAGACAUCAGUAGAAA
This is a messenger RNA of Acanthisitta chloris (rifleman), 988 nucleotides long. RefSeq names its product phosducin-like 3 (gene PDCL3). NCBI's taxonomy places the organism in Eukaryota, Metazoa, Chordata, Aves, Passeriformes, Acanthisittidae. The annotation marks the transcript as partial. The record is from RefSeq and is a predicted model, not a curated record. The transcript is spliced from 5 exons. Gene Ontology annotation, cellular component: cytoplasm. Gene Ontology annotation, biological process: protein folding; positive regulation of gene expression; angiogenesis.